AGCUCCAUGUUUACAGGCAGUAUUUAUUAGCAGCAGUCUCCCCCUGCUGUCACAGCUGCACGGUCCAGCCGAGUGAACGCGCUCUGUGAAGCCGCUAUCAGCGACAUUUCGUUGUUGACAGCCUCAGACUGCUUCAUUCUGUCCGGACACAGCGAAGAAAGAGAGAGAUCAGCUCGUCGGCUCGGCUUUUCUCCGGGGGGAGUAGGCGGAUCUGAGAGGAAACAGAGCAUACCCUGCCCUCCUCGACCGGCGAAGGAAUCACGACGUCUGCUUCGGUGUUACCGACCUUUUUCACUUCCAAAGAUGCAGCCCUCCACGCUUCUCCUCUUCUCCUCGAUCUUCCUCCUGUCCUUCACCAUCCCCACCUGCUUUUCUCAGAGUGAGGGAGACCUGAUUGUUCAGACACAUACUGGUCGAGUUCGAGGCAUCCGCCUGCCGGUGCCGGACCAAAGCUACAUCACUGCUUUUCUGGGCAUCCCCUUUGCUGAGCCCCCGAUAGGGAAGCGCCGUUUCCGUCCUGCGGAACCCAAGCGUCCAUGGACUGGGGUGUACGAGGCCAAGGAAUACCCCAAUGCCUGCUAUCAGUAUGUGGACACAGCGUUCCCGGGCUUCCAGGGCAGUGAGAUGUGGAAUCCUAACAGAGAGAUGAGUGAGGACUGCCUCUACCUCAAUGUCUGGGUGCCCUCCUCGCCCCGGCCUCAUAAUCUCACUGUCAUGGUGUGGAUCUACGGAGGAGGGUUCUACAGCGGUUCUUCUUCUCUGGAUGUAUACGAUGGUCGUUACCUUGCUCACAGUGAGACAGUCAUCGUGGUUUCCAUGAACUACCGGAUCGGAGCUUUCGGCUUCCUCGCUCUGCACGGCUCCUCUGAGGCUCCUGGAAAUGUCGGUCUGCUCGACCAGAGGAUGGCGCUGCAGUGGGUACAAGACAACAUCCAUUUCUUUGGUGGAAAUCCCAAACAGGUGACUAUCUUUGGCGAGAGUGCCGGAGGAGCUUCAGUAGGCUUCCACCUGUUGUCUCCUGACAGCCGGCCUACUUUCACUAGAGCUAUCCUCCAGAGUGGGGUCCCUAAUUGUCCCUGGGCCUCAGUCAGCCCCGCUGAAGCCCGUAGACGUGCCACACAGUUGGCCAAGUUUGUUGGCUGCAACGGCGGCAAUGACACCGAGAUGGUUGACUGUCUGCGCAGUAAAAAUCCACAGGAGCUCAUUGACCAUGAAUGGCAGGUUCUGCCAUGGUCAGCUCUCUUCCGGUUUUCAUUUGUGCCUAUGGUGGAUGGUGAGUUUCUUCCUGACACUCCUGAGGCCAUGCUCAACUCGGGCAACUUUAAAGACACGCAAAUACUCCUUGGGGUCAAUCAGGAUGAAGGCUCCUUCUUCCUGCUAUAUGGAGCACCAGGCUUCAGCAAGGACAAUGACAGUCUGAUCUCCAGAGAGGACUUCCUGGAAAGUGUUAGGAUGAGUGUACCACAUGCUAACGAUAUUGGCGUGGAGGCAGUGGUGCUGCAAUACACCGACUGGAUGGAUGAGAAUAACGGGCUCAAAAACCGUGAUGCCAUGGAUGACAUUGUGGGUGACCACAAUGUCAUCUGCCCGCUGGCCCACUUCGCUCGCUCCUAUGCCCAGCACAAUGCCCUGAAGCCUAACACGGGUGGAGCUGGCUUCGGGGGCAUGAACAGUGGUGGAAACUCGCAAGGAGGGCUUUACCUUUACCUGUUCGACCACCGGGCGUCCAAUCUGGCCUGGCCAGAAUGGAUGGGUGUGAUCCACGGCUACGAAAUUGAAUUUGUUUUCGGCUUGCCGCUGGAGAAGAGACUCAACUACACACGAGACGAGGAGAAGCUGAGCCGGCGCAUGAUGAAAUAUUGGGCUAACUUUGCACGGACUGGAAAUCCCAAUGACGUGCAGGGGGACAGAGGGAAACGCUGGCCUGUGUUCACCAUCAGCGAGCAGAAACAUGUCGGACUCAACACCGAAUCACUAAAGAUUCACAGAGGUUUGCGGAACCAGAUGUGCGCAUUCUGGAAUCGCUUCCUGCCACGCCUGCUCAACAUUACUGACAACAUAGAUGAGGCAGAACGUCAGUGGAAGGUGGAGUUUCACCGCUGGUCCUCCUACAUGAUGCACUGGAAGAGUCAGUUUGACCACUACAGCAAGCAGGAGCGCUGCACUGACCUCUGAGGCGGUCGCUGAGGAGGAUCGCAGAGAGAGCGUGGCCGUUUUCCUCCGUAGCCCCUCAGUGAAGUCCGACACCUUUUUAUGUUUUUUGGUUUCACAGCACACACAGGCAGAGGCACUGCUGGUGUUUAUUAUUUAUAAUAUUUAUUGAUGUGGGGUUUUUUUUUUGUGUGUGUGUGUUUGUGGAACUUUAGGGCUGUGGAGGAAAACUUGUCAUUAACAUGGAGGAGAAAAGAUGCGUCAUUACCUCGAGUGCGUGCGUGCGUGUGUGCGUGCGUGAGUAUGUGUGUGGCUUGGAAACCCCCCACUUUAACUUGGAUAACUUGACUGACCCAUGACACUGCUCCACUGUGGGUUUACUGUAACUUCACUGUCUCCGUGGUCAUCUCAUCACAUCCAGCAUAUCAGAGGUUUAAUCUUUGGACUCAAACACCUUUUUAUGUCUCCUUUCUCUUCUAUCUUUUAGGCUCGUUUGUUUAAUUGGUUCUGUUCAUUAGUACCGUAACCACUAUUUCCAUUACCUGUCAUGGUUUUAUCUGUGUGUUUCUCCUGUGGGAAAGCCAUACGCUGUGUUACAUUAUAUCCAAGCGCUCCUGUGUGUGAAAAGACUCCGUGAACACAUCAGAUUCCUCACAUUUUACUCGUCGCUGUUUAAACCGCUUUAGCUUGAUGUGACGUCUUGGUGUGGAUGUGGGUUUGCUCUGUUUCUGCUGUAUAUGACAUUCAGACCAACUGACUGGUGCCUAAUUCACAUUAUAUUACGAGUUCACGUUGAAUCGGCUUCAACAGAAACAGAAACGAGUCAGUUUGAUGUUCGUGGUCCUCCUCAGCUUCGCCUGCCUGUCAGCCUGUAGAGCGCUCAGUUCUUCUAAAGCCUCAGCUGUAUCCUGUGAGGGUCAUUGCUUCUGAACACUGCACUGAAGUGUGUGUGUGUGUGUGUGUGUGAGCCUCCCUCUCUGCCCCUUCCUUCUUUUCCUCCUGUCGUCUGAGCCUUUCCCGCGUCCUUUUUUAUUUCUAUUCUUUAUUCUCUUCUUCCCUCUCAUUCCUUUUUUCUGACCAGUCCUUCAUUUCAUCGGUCCUCCUCUUCUCCUCCUGCAUCCGCUCUUCUCCCUCCAUCUCCCUCACCCUGCUUUCUACCCCUCCAUCUUCCUUCCCUUUUAUCUUCCCCUCCACUCCGGCUGCCAUCUUCAUCUCUAAUAAACCU
Molecule: messenger RNA, 3376 nt
Organism: Archocentrus centrarchus (flier cichlid)
Lineage: Eukaryota; Metazoa; Chordata; Actinopteri; Cichliformes; Cichlidae
Gene: ache
Product: acetylcholinesterase (Yt blood group)
Exons: 9
Coding region: 304-2175 (623 amino acids)
Biological process (GO): choline metabolic process; acetylcholine catabolic process
Cellular component (GO): plasma membrane
Molecular function (GO): acetylcholinesterase activity
Source: RefSeq, a predicted model, not a curated record